AUGUCCGAGAGCAACGCUUCACCACGAGACGAGUCGCAACAAGCGCCGGCGCUUUCAAGACGUCGAAAACCCCGUCCGUCUCGAGGCAAAGGUCUUCGUGUAACUACAGGAUGUAUCGUGUGCCGAACCCGUCACAUGAAAUGUGACGAGAAGCGACCGACAUGUUCGGCUUGUGUCAAGAGCAAGCGCGAAUGUAUCUAUGGCACGACUCGCGAACCUCAGCGUAGAACAGACUCACCCGCGAUAAAUUCAGCCGCCGUCAAUUCGCCUCCAGUAACACAAGAACCACGACAUGGCAUUCAACUUCCAGAAAUCAACAACUCAAAUUUGCAGCCAAACCUGGGUGCAGAUCAACCUCGACCAGGCGAAGUCGGCAGAGCACUUCAUUUAAUGCAACCGGGCAUCAACACUACAGGUUUUGGAACACAAUUUGACGGACCACAAACAUCAAGUCCUCAAUCUAGCCUCAGUGGAGGUGCCGCUUAUCCUGCCGAUGUUGCACCUCUUCGCUGGUUUGGUCUUCUAGCAGGAGAUGCGACAGAUGCAGAUUUGAGCUUUAACCCAGUUUCACCAAAUAUUCCAACACCGCAAGCUAUCACAUCCAGUAGUACUGCUCCAUUCACUGCUCCGUACACCAGCGGAAACUUUGUACGCCAGCCAAGUCUGGUUCAGGGAUCCUAUGUUGCCUCCAUCAUACCAAAUGAAGUGGUGACCUUGUCGGAGGUCGAAGUUCUCUUAUUCCGAUACUUCGUCACAACCUUGAGCCGAUGGAUCGAUUUGACUGACCCUCAUCGUCAUUUUUCGGUCAUGGUACCACACCUCGCUCUGCGUAAUCAAGGCCUAAUGAAAGCUAUACUUGCGCUUUGCGCACGGCAUCUGUCGAUCAAACCGCUGCCUGAUCUCGCUCCGGAUCGUACACUGGCAGUACAGUAUUACUUUGAGACAUUACAGUACCUUCAACAAGCCAUGAGAAGCGAAGCCUAUCUUCGGAGUGAGGAGCUUCUCGUGACUACCGUCAUCAUCUCUACCUACGAAAUGAUAGACGGAGAGGCCAAAGGAUGGGAACGACAUCUUGUCGGCGGCUUCUGGAUACUGCGUUCCCGAGAGAUCAAUGGUGAGUCCGGCGGCCUCAACCAAGCGCUCUGGUGGGCAUGGCUUCGACAGGACACAUACGCCGCUUUUCGUGAAGGUCGCAAAGUCUUGAGUUUCUUCAAACCCACAAAGCCGUAUUAUGCCAUGGAUCACUGGGAUAUCGCUGCUAGAUGCGUUUACUUACUAGCCCAAUGCGUCAACUACAGCUCGGAAGAGGAGAUCGAAGCCGGCAAGUCUGAUUUGAUAAUGCGACUGGCAAAAUCAGAAGAGCUAUCCACAAAGCUGGAAGAUUGGUAUCAACAUCUGACCAGCCACUUCAAUCCAUUGCCUUGCAUCAAUACCUCCCAAGGUCCUUUCAAACCAAUCUGGAUACAUCCUCCCGUCUUUGGGGCUGGACUUCAACAAUAUCAUUUUGCGAAGAUUCUCCUCCAGAUCUGCACUCCUGCUGCUGGUGGCUUGAAGGAGUAUGUCGCGCGAGAGCGCGCGUUGAACGAGUCCAUUGAUGUGAUCUGCGGCAUCGCCAUGGCAACAGAAGACGACGCGGCUAUUGUCAUAUCCACGCAGUGUAUCUUUGCGGCUGGUUUACAUACUCAAGAUCCGGCCAAGAGGACUGCCGUGAUGGAUCUGAUUUCGAAACACCAAGCUCGCACUGGUUGGCCUGUCCACGACCUUCGUAUGGACUUACAGGCGGAGUGGAGCAAGACUGAUAAUCCAUCAUGA
This is a messenger RNA of Aureobasidium pullulans EXF-150, 1812 nucleotides long. RefSeq lists its product as uncharacterized. Gene Ontology annotation, cellular component: nucleus. The transcript has 3 exons. Lineage: Eukaryota; Fungi; Ascomycota; Dothideomycetes; Dothideales; Saccotheciaceae. Gene Ontology annotation, biological process: positive regulation of transcription by RNA polymerase II. The record is from RefSeq and is a predicted model, not a curated record. The coding region runs from base 1 to 1812 and encodes 603 amino acids. Gene Ontology annotation, molecular function: transcription cis-regulatory region binding; DNA-binding transcription factor activity, RNA polymerase II-specific; zinc ion binding.